Messenger RNA from Aphidius gifuensis, 2314 nucleotides. RefSeq names its product F-box/LRR-repeat protein 7-like. The coding region runs from base 202 to 1953 and encodes 583 amino acids. NCBI's taxonomy places the organism in Eukaryota, Metazoa, Arthropoda, Insecta, Hymenoptera, Braconidae. The transcript is spliced from 7 exons. The record is from RefSeq and is a predicted model, not a curated record. Gene Ontology annotation, biological process: SCF-dependent proteasomal ubiquitin-dependent protein catabolic process. Gene Ontology annotation, cellular component: SCF ubiquitin ligase complex. Gene Ontology annotation, molecular function: RNA binding; protein binding.
AGAGACGCAAUUGCAAAUUGUGUCCAUCGAGAUUCGAGGGGGAUGCAAAAAAAAAAAAUAUAAUAACAAUUAAAAAAAAAAAAGCCGGUGCUUAGACUAUUCUUCAAAAGCUUGAAAAAAUAAAAAACAAAAUCUAACAAUUGUCAUAAAUCAGUCAUUUAUUUGUUUAUUCAUUUCGAUUUGAAUAAACAAUUUUCCAGUAUGGAGGACAAUGCAGAAAUACAAAGUACUUCUAAAAAGCAAGAAAAAAAAAAACAAGAUCCAAGAACUAAAAAACUACAUGUUUGUAGUAUUCCAAAAAAUGCAACAAAACAUGAUUUGAAAAAAGUUUUAUCAGCUUAUGGAGAUGUUACCUGUAAGUUUAUAAAUAAAGAUUCACCAGGAAUAUUUUCCUUUGUCACAUUUACCAAUGUUGAAGAUGCUGAAAAAGCUGUUAUGGCAAGUCAAAAAAAAGAAAUAAUACUUUCAGGAAAAAAAUUGGUUUUAAGUUAUUACAGAACAAAAAGAAUGAAUGCUAAAUAUAAAAAUGAAAAAAAAUAUAAGAAAAAUUUACUUAAAAAAUUACAAAAUAAAGCUGAUGAAGAAGAAAUAACUGGUGAUGCUAUUAUUGACAUACUUGAUGAUGAUUGUUUAUCAAAAAUAUUCACGUAUCUUCCAAUUGACAAGAGGCUUGAAAUUGAAGAUGUUUGUACAAGAUGGAAAGAUGUGGGUGAACAACAAGCUUGGCAUGACAUAAAAACUCUGACAUUUCCAAAGCCAUCUGAUGAAAUACAAAAAACACAAAAGCCAUAUUUUAAUAAACUCAUUAAAAGAUGUGGUCGUUAUUUAACAACAUUAAAAUUAAAUACAUAUUGCAGUUCAUUUUUGUUAUCAGUACGUAAAUAUUGUUAUAAUUUACAAACAUUACAAGUUGAAUUUUUACAAUGUUCACCACGUCAUUUUUUUAAUGCAUUCAAUCACAUGGAUAAACUUGAACAAUUUGAAAUUAAAAAUAUCAAAAAUGAAUCAUCAAGUGAUUGUUUAUCAAGUCUUCCAUCAACAAUACAAAAAAUUCACAUGUCAAUGGUACAAUGUGAUUCAAUAUUUGGUUCAAAACAUAAAUUUCUACCACGUAAUACAGCAGCAACAUUAUCGAAAUUUACAGCUUUAAAAUCAUUAACACUAAAUGGUUAUGUAUUUAAAAAAAAUGUAUCAAAAGUAUUGAGUCAAAAACAAACAAUUGAAUAUUUAAAUGUUGCAAGUUGUGAAUUUCAUAAAAAUGGAUUGGCAUUAUUGACAAAUCUUGUUAAUCUUAAAUAUUUAAAUUUAGAAAAAGUAUUUGAAACUGAUGAUCAAUUUUUGAUUAAUUUAUCAUCAAAAUGUCAAAAUAUUGAAAAUUUAAAUGUAAAUCAUUGUAUUAAAUUAUCUGACAAAGGUGUCAGUGAAUUGGCUAAAUUGCCAAAGCUAGAAAUAUUAUUAAUAAGUAAUAUGACUGAUGAUGUUACUGAUGCACCAUUUGGAAGAAUGAAAAUGCUUAAAACAUUAGAAUGUGAAUAUUCACUUGGAAUACAUGAUUCUGGUAUUAUUAGAUUAUUAAAAAUUGCUGGUAAUCUUAGCAGACUUUCUUUAGCUGGUACAUCAAUAACAAAUGAAACAAUAAUAAAUGCAGCAAAUAUAACUAAAAAACGUCAAAAUAAUGUCAAAUUAAAUCUUUGUGUUGAUCGCACAGUUAUUAAUGACUAUGAUAAAGCUGAAAAUUUAUCACCAUUGUUAAUUAUUGAAAUAAGAUCAUCAAAAUAUCAUGAUAGUGAUGAUGAUGAUGAUGAUGAUGAGGAGGAGGAUUAUGAUUUUUGGGAUGACGAUGAUGAUGAUGAUGAUUAUUAUGAUGAUGAUUCAGAUAAUUUUGAUGAUGACGAUGAGGAUUACGGUGGUUUUUAUGCCAUUGGUUUGUUAGGCCAUCAAUUAGGAAUAUAAAAAAAUUAAUAAGUAUUUUCAUUGUAUCAACUUCAAAGCCCAAAGAACAUCUUCAAGUAUAUCUUAAAAUUAUGAAGACAAAAAACAAUGAAUCAACUGUUAAGCACAGUUGUUUUUUGUUUUUUUUUUUUUUUGCUUAAACAGUGCCAAUGAAAUUUAACUCUUUAUUAUUAUUUUUUUUUUAACUACGAAAAUAUUUUUUUGCUUUGUUAGCUUCAUUGUUCAAUAUUCUGCUAUUAAUCUAGAAGCUAUUUUUUUAUUUACUCUUUUUUUUUACUUUAUUCAUACUUGUUUGAUAUUUUUUUAAAAAAACAAAUACGAUUGUUUAAAUAUUGUAUUUACUGGUUGUUAUUUAAAAUAA